AUGUGGCUGUCAGAGGCAGACAACAGUUUUUCUGAUCACAGCAAUGGACAGAGUGGAGGUUGUGGGUUAAAUUCUCAGGCAACAACGCCGGGCAGCAGUAGCUUGAAACAGCUGGAAAAACGCAGUCCAGCCAGCAGAGAAAGUCCUGAUGGAAGUUACACAGAGGACCACAAUGCAGAGCUGCAUUUUAAGUCCCGUAGUUCAGAGUUUGAUGAUGACUUUGAUGAUGAAGAACCAUUACCGAGUAUUGGCACCUGCAAGUCCCUGUACCCAUUUCAAGGUCAGAAUGAAGGCACACUGUCAAUGGUGGAAGGGGAACUACUUUCUGUAGUGGAAGAGGACAAAGGGGAUGGCUGGACUAGAGUGCGGAGAAACUUGGAGGAGGAGGGAUACGUUCCUACAUCAUACAUCAAAGUUUUCCUGGACAGUAGCACCAAAGGUGCAAUGACCUACACCUGACCUUUGUGUGACCUGAAAUGACCUAACCAUCUGUCCUCCAUUUGACUUUUCUGGACGUUCAGACAACAUGUGAAUGACCUCUGACCCAUCUGAUUUCUGACUGUAGUGUUCACAACUGAAUAUUCCACAGGCUCAAGUCAGCUUGUCUGUAUGAUUUUGCUAAAAUGUGUCAAAUUAUAGUGAGAAACAUUGUUUUUUUCUUACUGUUGUGAUGAACAGAUUCCUUGUUUAUAAAAUACCUGUCUGCGUUAUAGGGUUUGUGAUGAACUGUUGGAUAAUUUAGCUUUGCUGCUGACCAACAAGAAGGUCUGACCACAGAAUAUCACAUGAAGAAGUCAGAAAAAGUCUUCUGACAGGUUUUUUAUUGAAAAGACGUUGUCCUUAAAGGUUUCAAAUAACCAGCUGCCAGAAAGUUUUGAUGCAUGGGCAGAAACCUGCUGUUGACUGAUCACUUAUAAAUAGUUACUGAUCGCUCACCAGUUACAAAUUAACUUUUAAAUGUAGAUGAAAUAGUUUGUGAUGAACUUUAAUUCAUUUCCUGUUAAAAGAUGAUUUGAGAUUGAUUAAGCAGCUACAUUAAAUGGUGACAUUUUCACUGAGUCAUUAUUCAUUUAAACACUGAAAAUACACCCAGAUUAUCAGUGUUCCUGGAGUCUAGAAAUCAUGUGAAAAAUAAAAAUGAACUAAAGCUGAACUCACGAGGUGUCAUUGAAAUUAAUGUGGGAUAAACUGCCCACCUGUGAGAGUUGAUGACAUCACUGUGAGAGGGGUCACUCACCUGUAGCAUGUCACUAACUUCACUGUGGGAGGGGUCACUUUAAACCCUUUCUAGUUUGUUCCCAUUAAUUCUGUCUGCUGUUUUUUUCCCAUCAGACUGUUCUGAUUCUGUCUCUUGUAAACAUGCUAGUAUUAGCCACACCCCUGUAAAAAAGUAUUUUUAGACCCUGCUUCUUGUACUCAAACUGAUAUUUCCAUGCCCACAGAGGGAAAAGSCCCCCCCCCCCGCCCCGCCCUUUAGGUCCUGCUCUAUGAAGGCUGGAGUUAGGCAUGUUCUCAUAGGAACAGUUGUAUGGAGCCUGCUCCCUGUGAACCUGAUUUUACCAUGGCRACAGAAAAAUACUUGUUUAGGCCCCACCCUUCAGUUCAUUUUACCAAUCUGUUAUUAAGUGAAAUGUGAAACUUUUAUUUUGUUGAAUUGCCUUUUCAUUUUUAUUAAUAUAAGUUUUAUCCGACUUUUUUUUACAUUCAUGUAUGUUAAACUUUCAAAAUA
This is a messenger RNA of Austrofundulus limnaeus, 1729 nucleotides long. RefSeq names its product formin-binding protein 1. Gene Ontology annotation, biological process: signal transduction. The record is from RefSeq and is a predicted model, not a curated record. NCBI's taxonomy places the organism in Eukaryota, Metazoa, Chordata, Actinopteri, Cyprinodontiformes, Rivulidae. Gene Ontology annotation, molecular function: protein binding.